GAAAUACGAUAGGUUAAUUGGUAGAAAAUGGGGCAUGGUUGCAGUAGCUAUGGCCCAUUUGCGAUCGUUAAGGACUUUGUGUGCAACAUGCUCUGUUCCACAAUCGUGGAAGCUUUUUAGCAGAGGAUUUGCAGAUGUCAAGGAGCCGGGAAAGGUCAUUGGACCCAGGCACUAUCCAUCGCUGUCCCAAAGUUUGCGGAACACUCGAGGGCGUGAGUUGCUGCGAAUCGUGGACACCGCGGCACCCAACCUGGAGAACGAACAAGAGUUUCUCAUCGUCCUGAAGGCCUUAGCCUUGGACGGACAAUUCCGACGCGCGCUGCGCCUCUUGAGGGAGAUGAAGGAGAUUGGCAUCGAGCUUGACAUCAUCAAGUACAAUUGGGUCCUUGCGGCCAUGGCGAAGGACAAGCAGGUACAAAGGGCCCUGGCGAUGCUGGAGGAGAUGAGACAGAAGGAGAUCAUCCCUGAUUUGCAGAGCUACAACCACUGCGCAGGUGCCUGCAAGCCCAAAGAAUGGGAGGAGGCGGUUCAUAUUCUUCGCACCUUGAUGCCCAAAGCUGACAUUGAGCCAGAUGCGCAGAGCUUCGAGCAUGUUGCAGCAGCUUGCGAGGAAGGACUCGAGUGGCAGAAGUCCCUGGACUUGUUCAUGGAGAUCGAGCAGCGUGGUCUUUCAGCCAGUUCCGUGGGACAUAACUACGCACUGUCUGCGUGCCGUCAGGGCAAGCGAUGGAAGCAUGGCUUCGAGAUCAUGGAAAUCAUGAAGGAGAAGGGCUUCGAGCCCGACUUCCGUCUGAAGAUGGACUUGGAGGCCCAAUCGCGUGGCCUGGAGAAAGCGCCGCCGCCCGAGCCCAGCUCACGCUCCAUGCCUUCCCCUGACAACGUCUGGCAGAGGAAGCAACAGCUGCGGGAGCUCCGAGAGCAGGACAAGCGGCGCCAGGAGGAGCGUCGUUUGGAGGAGGAGCGGCAGAAGCGCUUGCGGGAGGCCCAUGGGGAGCCUGUGAGGUCGGCUGAGAAGAAGGAGGAGAAGGAAGAGAAGCAGGAGAAGAAGGUGGAGAAGGAGAAGGUGGCUAAGGUGCAGAAUGUCACAAAGGCCCCCAGCACCGAAGCUGAACCCCCCAAGCCGGCUGAAACCGCCCCACCAGAAGAACGGGAAGCGCGGACCAGCGCGCCGGAGCCUCGAGAGCCUCGAGAGCCUCGAGAGCCUCAGCGGCAGAGGCCCAAGAGGGAUCCCAGGAAGCCCAAGUUGCGGGCGCCGGGGUCCUACGUUCUGCCGGUCUUUGCGCAGCAUGAUCGCUCCAACCAUGCUGAGAGGCAAGCACUCAUUAAGGUGAUUGCAAGGGUGCAAGAGGCCUCAGGUGCUCAGACAGAUGCAGAGUUUGAAGCGGAAUGUGCCGAGGUCACUGGAACGGUCAGACUGUAUGCCUCACAUACACCGUGCAUCUCCUGCAUGGCCUGCUUUUGCCAAUUCCAGCGACUCUUCCCCAAGGUGAAGCUCUGUGUGGAUUUCGAUGACUGGCGGGAUACUCGCCGCAUGGUGGAGAUGGCCCGGAGAGAGGAGGAGCACAAGAAGCGAGGGACCAGUCCUCCAAACUAUGACUGCCCCGGCUUGUCUGACAUGUCUGAUGAGGAAGAACCUGUCGAGCUGGAUGACAUGAUCUUGAAGCCAGCGUCUGCUUGAAUCGUAGAAAGGCUCACUGGUGGGACCAUGAGUGGCACAG
Durusdinium trenchii is the source of this 1718-nucleotide messenger RNA. Lineage: Eukaryota; Dinophyceae; Suessiales; Symbiodiniaceae. The record is from the annotation of a GenBank genome assembly.